GACACACCGUCACUCACGCGCUUGGCAAUGGUUGCUAUGGAAGGUCAUCAAAUGCAAAGGCGACUGAACCAACAGCAGUCUGCUGUUAAGCAUUAAACCUUCCGGCAGGACAGGUGGAGGCGGAAUGAAAUACAGAUCCCCUGAGCUUGAAGGCACAAUAAUUAGGAAACCGUAAGGUCUCACGUUUUACGUAUCUCAGGAAUGUUUUUCCAGCAGGAAGAGUAAGGGAGUGAUUAAGUCUGUCAGAUUCAGUAUGUCUGCAUGGGUGCAGCAGGAGGCUGCUCCAACCUGUUCUGCUGAAGCCAAGAAAUCAGAGCCCAGAGGUCAAGAGAGGAAAUGCUCAUGGGCGUCUUUCAUGACUAACUCCCCCACCGUGAUUGUCAUGAUCGGCCUCCCUGCCAGAGGCAAGACGUACAUGUCAAAGAAACUCACACGCUACCUCAACUGGAUAGGAGUUCCCACAAAGGUGUUUAACCUGGGGGUGUAUCGAAGGGAAGCAGUUAGAGCAUACAAGUCUUAUGACUUCUUCAGACAUGACAAUAAGGAAGCCAUGAAAAUACGAAGACAAUGUGCCUUGGUGGCCCUGCAAGAUGUAAAGAUCUACCUGAAUGAGGAAGGUGGACAAAUAGCUGUAUUUGAUGCCACAAACACAACCCGGGAGAGACGGGAUCUUAUAAUAAAUUUUGUACAGGAGAAUGCAUACAAGGUGUUUUUUGUGGAGUCAGUAUGUGAUGAUCCAGAUGUUAUUGCAGCUAACAUCCUGGAGGUCAAGGUUUCAAGUCCAGAUUAUCCGGAGACACACAGAGAGAGAGUCAUGGAGGAUUUCCUGAAACGCAUAGAAUGUUAUAAAGUCACUUACCAACCACUAGAUCCUGAUGAAUAUGACAAACAUUUGUCCUUCAUUAAAGUGAUGAAUGUGGGCCGUCGGUUCCUGGUGAACCAUGUUCAGGACUACAUCCAGAGCAAGAUUGUCUACUACCUCAUGAACAUCCAUGUGCACUCGCACUCCAUCUACCUGUGCAGGCACGGAGAGAGCGAACACAACAUCCAGGGCCGCAUUGGAGGAGAUUCUGAACUUUCCCCCCGAGGGAGACAGUUUGCAAGCGCCCUACAUGAGUUCAUUGAGGAGCAUAAGCUGUCCAACUUGAAGGUUUGGACCAGCCAGUUAAGGAGAACCAUCCAGACGGCUGAAGAGCUGGGAGUUCCAUAUGAACAGUGGAAAAUCCUCAAUGAGAUAGAUGCUGGUGUAUGUGAGGAGAUGACCUAUGAAAUGAUCCUGAACACAUUCCCAGAAGAGUUUGCUUUAAGGGAUCAGGACAAAUAUCACUACAGAUAUCCAGGAGGAGAGUCAUAUCAGGACCUGGUUCAGCGACUGGAGCCUGUGAUUAUGGAGCUUGAGAGACAAGGCAAUGUACUGGUCGUCUGCCACCAGGCAGUUAUGCGCUGCCUACUAGCCUAUUUCUUGGACAAGAGUGCAGAUGAUCUCCCCUAUUUGAAAUGUCCCCUUCAUACUGUCAUGAAGCUCACUCCUGUUGCUUAUGGGUGCAAAGUGGAGAUGUUUUAUCUGAAUGUGGAGGCAGUGAAUACACAUCGGGACCGACCACUAAGUAAAGUCAGACGAGGCUCCGCCCCUCUGCUAAGGCGGAAUAGUUACACCCCCCUCUCCAGUCAUGACCAGGUUAAGCGGCCCCGCCUCUACAGCACUGGCAACUGGCCCUGGCUGCCCCUCACCCCCUCCCCCACCACCCUGCACAACCCUGAUGCACCAGACGGGGCGCUGCUGCUUCAGCAAAGCCAAUCUAAUGUGGUUGGUAGUCAUCUGACUCUUUGUGUGAAGGAAUCAACUUUGACUGCCCAGAUGAAGUUAAUGACUGUUUCCACUUCUGAAUGAGAGGGGGGAACUUCCAAAAUCCUGCAUAAAAAUGAAACUUUGCUCUUAGAUUCUAUCAGCCCCUUGCAUGACAAAUCACUACUGCUAUGACUACAACGAUUCAUGUAUCAUCAUGAGAUAUAUUGUAAAUGUGUGUGUGUGUGUGUGUGUGUGUGUGUGUGUGUGUUUAUAUACAAAACUUACAUAUACUUAGUUAUUUUAAGUGAUGAUGUCUUAUUGAAGACUGAACAAAGGAGAUCCUCUCCAUGAACUGAAUGUGAUCUGUUAAGUUGGUCACAAUGUGGGUUGUGCAAAUGAUGAUAACCUUCAUACAGAGUUUGUGUUGCAAUCGUCUAUGGUUGCAAUAGAGUGUUAUUUGCAACAAUGCAUUUUCACAAUCAUAACUAUUACAACAGACUGUAGUCAGUUAUCAGAAAGAAGAAAGGCUUUUUUCAGGGAAUCAAUGGGACAGAGAUUUGACACCGAUAGAGGAACAUUUGAUAUAUUAUAAGUAUGUUUUGCAGAUUGUGGCUUAAAAGUAAUGCACUUAAUGAGAGGUUUUAAAUGACAAUGAAAUAUUUUUGUCUUAAUAAGAAUGAUACUCUUGUGGGAUAUUGUACUAAGUUCAAGCUAGUGAUGUAAUAUUUUUAUAGAAAUGUAUUUGUGUGUCGCUUCACAACAAAAUGACGAGGAUUUGUAGGAUGUAGUAUUUAAAUGAAGUAUAUUUUAUAGAUCAGGUCACUGUUGGAGAUGCUAGCAAAUAUAGUUGUUUUUAUUAAGGUUUUGAAUGUAGUCUGUGCUCCUUAAGCAAGAAAUGUUUUCUCUGGUUAUGUGUUUGUUAAAACUGGAAUUGCUAUCUUAAAAAGUCGGUUUAUAUUUGUGUGUGAGGUGCUGCACUACUCACAUUUUACAUCUGAAUCUCAACAGCAUGUCUUCAACUGUUAAUACUGCGUUAAAUAAAUUUGACUUUCUUAUGGU
Messenger RNA from Cyprinus carpio (common carp), 2848 nucleotides. Its product is annotated as 6-phosphofructo-2-kinase/fructose-2,6-bisphosphatase 2-like. Gene Ontology annotation, biological process: fructose 2,6-bisphosphate metabolic process; fructose metabolic process. NCBI's taxonomy places the organism in Eukaryota, Metazoa, Chordata, Actinopteri, Cypriniformes, Cyprinidae. Gene Ontology annotation, molecular function: fructose-2,6-bisphosphate 2-phosphatase activity; 6-phosphofructo-2-kinase activity; ATP binding. The record is from RefSeq and is a predicted model, not a curated record. Gene Ontology annotation, cellular component: cytosol.